CCCUCCCCCCCGAGCUUGUGGAUCAGCCGAACCGAGCAGUCACCAACAACAACGUGGCCACCUGGAAGUGAGAUGCUGGAUGCUGAAGUGGAGGUCCGCGCCAUGCCGAAAAGGAAAGUUACGUUCGAGGACGGGGAGUUGGAGCUGGAGGAAGAGCUCCCAAACAAAAAGACGUGCGAGGCAGUCGCCGGACCAGGCUCCAGGUUUAAGGUGAAACAUUCCCUGGACAGCGACGAAGAGGAUGAAGGGGAAGAAACAAAAAGCAGCAGCAGCAAAUAUGAUAUUCUGGCCAGCGAUGAUGUGGAGGGCCAAGAGGGAGCGACCAUCGACUUUGACGAGGGCGUUUCAAUUACACCUUUCAACCUGGACGAGGAGAUGCAGGAAGGAUACUUUGACUCUGAGGGAAACUACUUCAUCAAAAAGGAAGAACAGAUUAGAGACAACUGGCUUGACAACAUUGAUUGGGUGAGAGUAAAAGAACAACCUUUCAAACAAAAGAAGAAAGGUCUUGGAGCCAAACGGAAACGCAGAGUCGGUGAUGAGGAUGAAGCUGAGGAAGAGAAACAGAGAGAAGAGAAGCGGGCAGACAAAGAAAACGAUGAAGGAGAAGACGAAGAGGAGGAGAUGGAGCCUGCAGAGGACCCGCUGGCCUCCUUCACCCAGCACCAGCUCACUGAAGCUGUGAUCGAACUGUUGCUACCCGGGGAGACCGUUACCACGGCGCUCCGUCGGCUAGGAGGCCUCGGGGGACGGAAGAAGGGGAAGCUGAGGGAGGAGAGCGAGGCCACCGAGGAGACCAAAAGGGAUACAGAAAAGCUCGACAGGCUCACGGCCCUCGCCGACAGACUGGUGGGGUCCGGGAUGUUUGAGAUCUAUCAGCAGACGUAUGAAAAACUGGCCUAUUUGAUGAAGAGCAUGAGCAGCAAGCGACCAGCUGUGGAGAAGACCGGGGGUGGUGAUGAGGAAGAAGAUGAACUUGAUAUGUUUGCAGAUAAAUUUGACGAGUCGCUUACAGGCCGAGCAGAGGAAGAGGAGGACAACAAAGUGAGUGACGAGGUGAUGUGGGAGUACAAGUGGGAAAACAAGGACGAUUCAGAGAUUUUUGGCCCUUUCACCAGUCAGCAGAUGCAGGAUUGGGUGGAUGAAGGUUAUUUCAGCACUGGUGUUUACUGCAAGAGGCUCGACCAGAAGGGAACUCAGUUCUACAACUCCAAGAGAAUAGAUUUUGAGCUGUAUACAUGAUCAAUGUCCAGCGGUGAAUGAAUCACAACCAUCAUGGUCAUGAAACAUAUUCAUUGUUUGGAGGCUUUGGUGUUAAAUCAAUCAUUUUAACAGGGGCUUUGUUUUCUGUACAUUGCUUUUAAAUAAAUAAGUCAUGUAUGUGGUGUUGCCAUCAGACAUUUUUCUGUCUAAUUGUACUCCUUAGAACUAUUGUAGGAACUUUUUAGGCUCAUUGAGAACUCCUUUAACUACGUGUUGCCUCUGUAGUUACUACUCUUGUGAGCAACACAAAUGGACUGCUGUACUAGAUUGUAUUAAAUGCCACUUCUGCUGCAAAGAAAUGAAUAUUCCCAGUGAAUAAAAUAGAUCAUUUUUAAACACA
This is a messenger RNA of Gasterosteus aculeatus aculeatus (three-spined stickleback), 1603 nucleotides long. It is a transcript of the gene cd2bp2, whose product is annotated as CD2 (cytoplasmic tail) binding protein 2. Gene Ontology annotation, molecular function: protein binding. Lineage: Eukaryota; Metazoa; Chordata; Actinopteri; Perciformes; Gasterosteidae. Gene Ontology annotation, cellular component: U5 snRNP. The record is from RefSeq and is a predicted model, not a curated record.